This is a messenger RNA of Acomys russatus (golden spiny mouse), 1348 nucleotides long. RefSeq names its product TOR signaling pathway regulator (gene Tiprl). The transcript has 7 exons. Gene Ontology annotation, biological process: TOR signaling. NCBI's taxonomy places the organism in Eukaryota, Metazoa, Chordata, Mammalia, Rodentia, Muridae. The record is from RefSeq and is a predicted model, not a curated record. Bases 131 to 946 code for a protein of 271 amino acids. Gene Ontology annotation, cellular component: cytosol.
AGGGCGCGGCGGCAGGGGGCGGGGCCGAGAUGGUAACGGACGCGCCCAGCAGCGGAGCUGCAGGGAGGGCCUCACUGUGACCGCUGCUGCAGGCGCUUUCCCCGAGUGGCCCUGCGGCUCCGCUUCUGCCAUGAUGAUCCACGGCUUUCAGAGCAGCCACCAGGACUUCUCCUUCGGACCUUGGAAGCUGACGGCGGCCAAGACGCACAUCAUGAAGUCUGCGGAUGUGGAAAAACUAGCUGAUGAGCUGCAUCUGCCAUCCCUCCCUGAAAUGAUGUUUGGAGACAACGUUCUGAGGAUCCAGCAUGGCUCUGGCUUUGGAAUCGAGUUCAAUGCUACAGAUGCACUGAGAUGCGUAAACAGCUACCAAGGCAUGCUUAAAGUGGCUUGUGCUGAAGAGUGGCAGGAAAGUAGGACGGAGGGUGAACACUCCAAAGAAGUUAUUAAACCAUAUGACUGGACCUAUACAACAGAUUAUAAAGGAACAUUACUUGGAGAAUCUCUUAAGUUAAAGGUUGUACCUACAACAGACCAUAUAGAUACAGAGAAAUUGAAAGCCAGAGAACAGAUUAAAUUUUUUGAAGAAGUUCUCCUGUUUGAAGAUGAAUUGCAUGACCAUGGAGUCUCCAGCCUGAGUGUGAAGAUUAGAGUAAUGCCUUCCAGCUUCUUUCUGCUGCUGCGGUUUUUCCUGAGAAUUGAUGGGGUGCUCAUCAGAAUGAACGACACAAGGCUCUACCAUGAGGCUGACAAGACCUACAUGUUACGAGAAUAUACAUCACGAGAGAGCAAAAUUGCUAACUUAAUGCAUGUUCCACCUUCCCUCUUCACGGAACCUAACGAAAUAUCACAAUAUUUACCAAUCAAGGAGGCAGUUUGUGAGAAGCUACUAUUUCCAGAAAGAAUUGAUUCUAACCCUGCAGACUCACAAAGUACACCCUCGGAAUAAAGUGAGAUGCAGCAUACUGUCCCUGUGGAACCUGAACGGACAUCUUGGCUAUUUGUAGGGGUAUUUUUAUUAUGAGAAUUAAUUUCCUUGCUUAUGUGCAGGUUUUCUGUAGCCUUAAAGGAAAAUAAAAGAUUGCUGCAGGCAGGUUCCACUCAACUCCUAUUUAUACUGUCUGUUUUCAAAUUCCUACUCCUGAGAUAUAUGCUCCGGAGCUAAAGUUGGAUCCCUAAAUUUUCACAAAUUGUGACCUCAGCAGUGAUGUGUAUGUGUCUUAUGAGGGGGGACAUGAUCUGCAUCCAUGUGAAGCAUCGUCCUCACCAUGAAGAGGCUGGCGUGUAAAUUCCAUCACUGACCCUGAUGCCUGUGACCUUCAUAGGACUCUGACUGCAUGUUGAUGUGCUG